AUGACCCCCGAUGGAAAAUACAAGCCGACCCAGUUCUGCAUGAAGCUCGCCGAGCCGGACUUUGGCAUAACGGCCGAGUUCUAUGAUCCGGUGCGGAAUUCGUCGCUGAGGCUGGGCAGCCGCCAGUACUUCAUCCCCAUGUGCACCCACAUGCCGGAAUAUUUCGCCAAAAUAGGCUACCAGAACCCCAGAAAGAGCCGUGCGACCAUCUUUGACUUCACCUUCAACUACGGGGGCGGGCUUUUCAAGUAUCUCGAGGAGCACCCCGACCAGGGAGAGAUCUUCAACGUCGUGCAGAAGACGUCGACGUCGAUCCAGGCCAGGUGGACAUCGAUCUACCCCAGCCACAGGCUCCUCGACUACGAUCCGAAGCUGCCCCUCCUCGUAGACGUGGGAGGUAGUGCUGGCCAGGAUAUCCAGUGCUUCUAUGAGAAACAUCCCGAGACCGCGUCCGGGCUGUACCUCGAGGACCUCCCCUCCGUCCUCGCGGACAAGGCUUCCUCUCUCGCCAGGGGUAUCAACAAGGUCCCGUACGACUUUUUCACCCCACAGCCCAUCAAGCAUGCCCGCGCCUACUACAUGCACCAGAUCCUCCAUGACUGGCCCGACAGGCCAGCCCGUAAGAUUCUCCAGAUGCAAAAGACGGCCAUGAGACCCGGGUACAGCAGGAUCCUGAUCCACGACCAUGUGAUGAACGACGACGGACCCGUCCACCCGCACGCCGCCAGCUAUGACAUGGGGAUGAUGGCUUUUGGGUCUGCGCAAGAGCGUACGGAGAAGGAGUGGGAGGCGCUGAUCACUUCGGCCGGCCUCAGAAUCGUCAAGAUCUGGAGGAUCGCAUCCGCGGCUCAGGGCGUCAUCGAAGUCGACUUGCCUUUGGAGAGGUCCAAGCUGUAG
Colletotrichum higginsianum IMI 349063 is the source of this 897-nucleotide messenger RNA. RefSeq names its product O-methyltransferase. Bases 1 to 897 code for a protein of 298 amino acids. The transcript has 3 exons. Gene Ontology annotation, molecular function: O-methyltransferase activity. The record is from RefSeq and is a predicted model, not a curated record. Lineage: Eukaryota; Fungi; Ascomycota; Sordariomycetes; Glomerellales; Glomerellaceae.